GGUGGGGAACGGUAGUUUUUGCGAACUGUUUGUCACACGCUUCUUCAACGGUUAAAAACAACACCGAAGCGGCGCUACGGAGCUCAGUGUAUCUUAAGUGAUUGCCACGUUCUGUUGGAGUGGUGCGAUUGAUCGUAGCGCAGCACAGAUAUAGCCACUUGUUGCAAGUUGCGAAUCGCGGGAAUCAGCCGUUCGGAAGCAGCGAGCGAGACGCUGCACAUACACCGCAAUUAGAGGCUGUUCUGAAAGUCUAGCCCUGUACCGCUGGGCCCCAUAGUCAUUUGAAUUCGUGUAGGCUCCUUCUUGUGCCUGGGAACAGCACGUCUCCGUGCUCUGUUCUUCAAUUGUGCUUUCUACCCGGUGAAGCAAGAGGCGAAGGCCCAGUAGAUUACAGUUGACCUUUCACCUCGUCCGUGUUGCUAAUCGAGCCCGCACGAAGGCCGCUCCCUACCCUAGCGCUGAUAACCAACUCCCCAUGCCAUGGGGUUGACUAUCGGUUUCUGAUAAGCCUUCGACCACCCUAGCGUGUGCUCGAGAGAGAGUGUUUGGCUGGUUUGUGUGUCCAUAUUACAUAUACUUCGGUCCGUUCGGUGUGUAGUGAUACUGUUUCUGGUGCCUACAUAGCUCUUGCCACUACAAGACUAUCGCUGUGACCCUCCUGCUUCUUCAUCCCCUCAUCGUCGUCGACCACCAGAGCAGUGCCAGUCACCGUGACGCGGCGAACGCUCUUGAAAUCACUAUCGACGGAACGAAGACGCCGGAUAGCGCGACCCGCUAAUCCAGGGAAUUUACUCAGCUGGCAGGGGCGCGAAGGCUUUUCGUUGCAACAAUAAACGCAACCGCUGGUUGCUUGUAGGCGAUCAGUCGGUCAACGCUGCCCUUGUGUUUCGCCACGCCUGGUAAUCGCGGGUGAACUCUUGUAGUAGCUUUGCUCUGCUCUGCUCUGAUCUCCGCUCCACCGCGGUCAUCCAGCUCGAUCAAUCGCCACCCAACACCGUCCUCCAGCAAUCAAUCGGCGAUUCUUGGCUUUUACAAUACUGGAAAAGCUUGUAAAAUGCCGCAACAAGACAACGGUACACCAAAUGCCGGCGUGAAGAUGUACAAUGUGGUGAUUCUCAUCAUCGACAUCGUCGUAAUGUUGAUACGAUGGAUCUACUAUAUGCUCGAAUCGCUGUUUCGCUCUGUGGUGCCUCCACCAGCUGAAAGCGUUCACAAUGAUGUCGUGCUCAUUACUGGUGCCGGCCACGGCAUGGGCAAGUGCAUGGCCCUACAGUAUGCCGAGCUCGGCGCAACCGUCGUGUGCCUGGACAUUAACGAGCACAUGAAUGCAGACACGGUAGCCACCAUACGGCAGCAGCGCGGGAAUGCUUUCGGAUUUGUAUGCGAUGUAACUAACCAUCAGCAGAUUAUGGAAACCGCGGAGAAGGUGAAACAAGAGGUAGGUACCGUGACGAUUCUGGUGAACAAUGCUGGCAUCAUGCCCACCCACCCACUGCUACAGCAGACUGAAGGCGAAAUUCGCAAAACGUUUGAAAUCAACGUCAUGGCGCACUUCUGGCUUCUGCAAAGCUUUCUGCCGGGCAUGAUCGAAAAGAAUCGUGGCUUCAUCGUGGCAUUGUCAUCGGUAGCCGGAUUGUGCGGGUUGAACAACCUCGUCCCGUACUGUGGCAGCAAGUUUGCCGUUCGUGGUAUCAUGGAAGCACUGGCGGAGGAAUUGCGGCAGGAUGCCCGAAAACCCAACAUCCGCUUCACAACUGUCUACCCGUACAUGGUGGACACGGGACUCUGCAAGAAGCCCCGCAUGCGCUUUCCCAACUUGAUGCGCCUGGUUAAGCCAGCAGAGGCGGCGGCCGCAAUUAUUGAAGGACAGCGACGCGGUCUGGAGGAGGUAUCCAUCCCAAAGUAUCUUUUGUAUCUCAACACCACCAUUCGGCUGUUCCCAUUGAAGGUGGGCACACUGCUCCGCGACUUUCUAGACACCGGGGUGGAGUCCGAUCUGUAGAGCAACAAGAUAGGGAGACCGGUACCGUACAGAUUAUGUUUAGCCCUCACGCACUUUAAUACUUUACGGAUGGUUUGAAGUUAUGCUAGAAACGCAAAAUCAGCGAUUCGAUUUAUGAAUAAAAAAAAACAAAAAUCAACCCAUGA
Anopheles aquasalis is the source of this 2148-nucleotide messenger RNA. It is a transcript of the gene Ldsdh1, whose product is annotated as Lipid droplet subset dehydrogenase 1. The record is from RefSeq and is a predicted model, not a curated record. NCBI's taxonomy places the organism in Eukaryota, Metazoa, Arthropoda, Insecta, Diptera, Culicidae. Gene Ontology annotation, cellular component: lipid droplet. Gene Ontology annotation, molecular function: oxidoreductase activity, acting on the CH-OH group of donors, NAD or NADP as acceptor.